GGUUUUCCUUCCCCCGUCACCUCGGAUUCCUUGCAUAGUUGCAAACUCUUUUUUUAUUUUUUUGUUAUGUCUUCCAGCGUCGGUCCUAAUUGCACAGAAUUGAAGCAAAAGUACGAUAAUUGCUUCAACAAGUGGUAUUCCGAAAAAUUUCUCAAAGGCGACACAACUCCGGAAUGCGAAGAUCUGUUCAAGGAUUAUCGUGCAUGUGUCAUGGUAACACUGAAAGAAAAAGGUAUCGAUAACCUCUUGGCGGAAUCUCGUAAGGAGGCGCCUUUCCGUACACCGUCGCAGCCCGAGGAUGAUGGCAGCAAGAAGUAAUAAUCCCGCAGUCGCACUAUUGACCCGCAGUCGCCUGUGAUCCGAAAUCCCCCCAAAAAAGAACGCAUUCUGCAACAUCAGGUCCUUGAUGUUUGCGAGUAACUGAAU
Radiomyces spectabilis is the source of this 426-nucleotide messenger RNA. RefSeq names its product mitochondrial distribution/morphology family 35/apoptosis. The transcript has 2 exons. Lineage: Eukaryota; Fungi; Mucoromycota; Mucoromycetes; Mucorales; Radiomycetaceae. The record is from RefSeq and is a predicted model, not a curated record. The coding region runs from base 67 to 318 and encodes 83 amino acids.